Dacryopinax primogenitus is the source of this 1434-nucleotide messenger RNA. Its product is annotated as Pkinase-domain-containing protein. NCBI's taxonomy places the organism in Eukaryota, Fungi, Basidiomycota, Dacrymycetes, Dacrymycetales, Dacrymycetaceae. Gene Ontology annotation, molecular function: protein kinase activity; ATP binding. Bases 1 to 1434 code for a protein of 477 amino acids. Gene Ontology annotation, biological process: protein phosphorylation. The transcript has 12 exons. The record is from RefSeq and is a predicted model, not a curated record.
AUGAAUGCGCACCGCCAAGAUCCCGAGGAGCUGUAUGUAAAGCAGGAUAGGAUUGGGAAAGGCAGCUUCGGCGAAGUCUUCAAAGGAUACGAUAAGAGAACGCAGAAGACUGUGGCAAUUAAGAUUAUUGAUCUUGAGAGUGCGGAGGAUGAGAUUGAGGAUAUUCAGCAAGAGAUAGCCAUUUUGAGCCAGCUGGAUUCACCAUAUGUCACCAAAUAUCAUGGUUCUUUUUUGAAGGGAUCCCACCUCUGGAUAGUGAUGGAAUACUGCUCGGGUGGCUCAUGCUCCGACUUGAUGAAAGCUGGCACUUUCCGCGAGGAGUACAUUGCGAUUGUUCUCCGUGAGUUGUUGAGGGGUCUUGAGUAUCUGCACCAGGAAGGGAAGCUGCAUCGUGACAUCAAGGCUGCCAAUAUACUCCUGAGUGCCACUGGUGACGUGAAGCUGGCUGACUUCGGAGUGUCUGGGCAACUCAGCGGCACACUAUCAUCGAAGAAGAACACUUUCGUUGGUACGCCAUACUGGAUGAGCCCGGAAGUUAUCAAACAAUCAGGCUAUGAUUCCAAGGCAGAUAUUUGGAGUCUGGGAAUCACCGCAAUAGAGCUGGCCAAGGGGAAUCCACCGUACUCCGAGCUUCAUCCCAUGAAAGUUCUCUUUCUCAUCCCAAAGAAUCCGCCGCCACAAUUGGACGUGAGCUUCUCGAAGCCAUUCCGAGACUUUGUCAAUCUCUGCCUACAGCGAGAUCCCAAAGAUCGACCACAUGCAAAGGAGCUUCUGAAACAUAAAUUUAUCCGUUCGGCAAGGAAAACCGCAUAUCUCACUGAACUCAUCGAUAAGCACCAGCAAUGGAAAUCUUCGGGCGGCGGAGAAGCAGAAGAUGAUGCUGCGGAAACAGCGGACGAUUAUGCUGUCAGGCCAGAAGAAGAGGAGGACCUAUGGGACUUCGGCACGGUACGGCAACCACAGGGGCAACCAGCCCCGCGCAAUACUAGGAUUGCCACACAGACCUCAGAGAAUGGGCACCCCAAUGGCGGUCUUCGACACGCUACUUCGGCUCGUAAUCUUCGUGACAAUGAGAAUCGACCAUCUAUAUCACCGUCCGUCGUAUCUGGCCAGGAAACCCUCCGACAGAAUACUGCACCCCCGCCAAAACCGCCUACCUCUGCCCCGGAAUAUGAUUCAGAUGAUUCAGACGAAGAAGUCUACGAACAUGCUUCAAAUGGAGAGGAAUCAGACCCAGAUGGUCUUAUGUUGGACACCGUUGUCUUACCGGCCAUGGCCACCCUGUUUCCUCGAAUUUCCAAUGACGAGGGUCGGCGUGCACUUGUCAAACUGCAAGACGCCUUCAUUGAAGCUGAAAGGACAAUUCCAGGGUUGACAUUUGAGCUAAUUGGGGAGAUCACACGAUCCAUAAAUCAGGUGGAUCGGGACCAAUGA